AUGCGCGUGCGUUUAGUCAUUAGUCACUUUGGUAUUGGAGUUUGAUCUGUUUAAGUUAGGGAGCGCGCGGGGCUUUCUUCCCGCGCGGCUGUUUACUCUUGGUAGCUUUCUCAUCACUCGCUCUACAUUGUGGUCCUGACUUCUCGGCGUCGUGCACCCUCACCUAUCGGAAGGCUUUACUUCCGCGCUCGCAUCGUUUCUGCGAUAGGUUAUGAGCGCAACGGGUAGCGUAGGAGGCCCGGGUCAGUAAAGCGAUUCCCAUCGCACCACCAUCGGAAUGAGUUGGGAAAUGGGAAUUCCCGGAACUGAGUGUUACGAAGAACAAAAGAAGAUUUGGCUGAACUGAGAGUCGAACUCAGGUCCACUCCAUUAAUUAGAGUUGCUCUGACCUCUGAGCUACUCAACCAGCGGGAAUAGGUCAAAGCAGCGGCGCACCCGGGUCAAGCCGGCGGCGGUUCUCCCUCCCAUUCUGGCAGACCUUGCUGUCAAAGAUCGCGUUCAAGGCACUCGACACGGUCCGACAUGUCCAUCCUUGCACCCCUGCAUUCACUCGUCCUCACUACCGUGGUAGAGGGGAAGAGCGAAAGAUUUGCUCGUGGUCGCGGAUCGACUAUAUUCUUGUCCAAUGCAGUUGGGCGAACCGGUUGUUGAGCGCUUCUACGCUCUUCGAUGCGCCCUGUUCGGACCACAGACCUGUAGUUGCGACUUUCGCUUUGCCUACAUCGAACGCUGAUGCCGAACCCCCCCCUUUCUCUUCCCUCCACGAGCGAUUUCAUUUCGAGGCUCAACCCAAUGGUCUUUGACGAUCAAGACUUUGUCGCAUCGAUUCCCGGGGUCGUCGACGAGGUCUAUCGAAGGCUCGAGGGGACCGCUCCGCUCGGCGACGUCUAUGACGCCGCUCUGCGGGCGGUUGCAGUCGCUGGCCAUGCACGAUACCGCUCGACUCGUGCCGACAUGCGCCGACUGCGGGCCGAGAGCCAAUCCGUCAUGGAGGCUUUGGAGGCACGCGGUGAGCACAUGAAUGAGGCCGAGCGCGAUGCGUAUGCUCUUGCCAAGUCGCGGUUGGACCAGUUGGCGGUAAAGGAGGCUCAGUGGCUGCGCAUUCGUGCGCAUGUGCCGUCAGUCGACUCGAGGGAAGGUCAAUCGGCAAGCAUUCGCACGCGCCUCAACCGCCGGAGUCGCCAGACGAGCAUCGUCUCGCUGGAGGAUGUGGAUGGCACCGAGACCGUUGACAUGCAGGAGGCGCUGGGUAUUGCUUCACGGCACGCGCAGUCGCUCUUCACGCCGGACCCAGCUCGUGGCGACCCGACGAACGCACGCCGGUCCCUGCUCGACCCUAUUCGCGCAGCGAAAUGCUACGAUGACGACCGCUCGGACCCUACGUUCGGUCGUCGGCUACCUCGUCAAGCGAGAGUGGCGCUUGACGAGCCCUUCACCCUCCUCGAGGUUGAAGCGGCGUUGAAGAAGACGGAUUCGGGGCGAUCACCGGGGCCCUCGGGCAUUCCGUACGAACUCUUCAAGGCGCUGCCAACCUACUUUGCUCCCAAGCUGUUGGACUUGUUCAACUCGAUUUGGGAGGGCGGCAAAAUGACGGCGUCCUUGGCAGAGGGGCUGGUGCGGCUCUUGCCCAAGAAUAAACCGGGGGCCAAUCUGAAAUCACUGGGGGCAUACCGACCGAUCACAUUGCGCGAGACGACCUACAAGGUCCUCAGCAAGGUCUUGGUGGCGCGACUCAAUGGGGUGCUCGGCGAGCUUUUGCCGCCGGCGCAACACGGUUUCAUGCCAUCAAGACGUUCAGCGGACGCGGGAAGUCAUCUCACUCUCCUUCUCGAAAAACUCAAGUCGCUAGGCACUGAUGUUUUCCCCGAGGGCGCCCUCUUGUCUUUGGAUCAGCAGAGCGCGUACGAUCGGGUCGAUCACGCCUGGAUCUUCGAGGUCUUUGAGGCCUUUGGGUUCGGUGAGCGUUUCAUCUCGCUGCUGCGCGCUCUCUACGAUCCCGAGACUCUGGGGGUGCGCUACCUUGUCAAUGGGUUCCCCACGGACUUGGUGCGGUUGCUGUGUGGUCUCGGUCAGGGGGAUCCCCUCUCGUGCCCGGUUUGGAAAAUCACGUUCCAGCCCUUCCUCGACGCCCUCGUUCGGCGCGGGAUCGCGCUCGACCUGCAGAAGGUGUGGCCAGGGGGGGCCGCGUGCGCAGCUUACGCAUCUGGCGUUUGCCGACGAUGCUGUGGUGGUGGUGGAGUCACCGGCGGCAUUGUCGAAGCUGCAAACGCUGUCGCAGACGUGGUACGAGGCUACCAACGGGAAGACCAACACGGACAAGACGCUGGUGCUACCACUCGGACCGAACUGGCUUCGGGACGAGACUGCGCAGGCGCUGCCAACGGUGCAGGAGGGGGAGAGCUUCAAGUGGUGCGGCUAUGCCUUCUUUCGCCACGGUGACUCGAAACUGUUUUGGACCCAUGUUCUUGACAGGAUCAAGGCCAAGGCCCGCACCGCUCGAGACCGGACACUUUCGCCGAGUGGGAAGGUUUUCUAUGCCAACGCUCACAUCAUCUCGACGGUCCUCCACGUGCUGUCCUUCGACAUACCGCCUCAAUGGUUCAUUAAGGCGGCGGAGACGGCACUUACGGACUUUGUCUGGGGAGGAGCAGGGCGAAAUACCGUCGCUCGCGAUUUCGUGUUCCAGGCUCGGGAGGACGGUGGCUUGGGUAAGCGCUUCUGGAGAUGGCUUCAUGACCGGUUCGCGUCUGCUGUCGAGCAGGACACCCACUGGCGGCUCAUGUACGACGUGACGCCGACGCGCAAGAGGCAGCAUACUCAGGGUCAUGCCUCUUCGCCGACGUGUCUGUUCUGUGGCAACGAUGCAGCGGUCAUCGAGACGGUGUCCCACUACUUUUUCGAGUGCGCGUACUCGACCAGCUUCUGGGGUGGGGUGCUACGCAUUCUGCUUGACAAGCUCGGCAUCGAGGAUACCGACGUCGAUCCGUCGACGUUCACUCCGGAGCAGCUGACUAUGGGGCUCCCCCUUUUGCGGGGUCGUGGGAGAACGACCUCGAAAUGGAUGUGGGUUCGGCUGGCCUGCGCGAUCGGUAUCCAGCGGCUGCACCUGCUCCGCUGGCGCGUUCAUCAGCGGUUCGAGCUGGACAACGUCGUGGCUUCUCCCUCGCUUCCCAGUGCGCUCAGAGCGUUCGAGCGAGAUUUUCUCUCUCGAGCGGGCUUUGUGCCUGGGGCUCGAGAUUGGGAGGUGUGAUGACCGAGUUAAGUCCUUCCUUCCCAUUUUCCUCCCCUGCUCUCUCUCCCCUCCUUUCCUCCCUUCCUUUUCGGAGGUCGACUUUUCUUUCAGAAGCUGACUGUCUUGAAACUUGUUGCGCAGUGGAAGGCUGCGCACCUCUCCCUCUCUCUACUUUGUGCAGUAGCGGUUUUCGUUCUUGGAUGGAUCGGCAAGCCGGGUCGAUCGUCGUUGCGUUGGAGGCUUUGUGAAGUUCUCCCCUCUCUUUCCCCUUUCUCCCUUCCCUUCCUCUUCUCGUUCCUGUUGCUCGGUUGUUGACUACGCUUCAGCCACUUCUCCUUUUAUUCCUAAGUCGUGUGUUGGAUUCCGUCGAAUCCAUCGUUCGUUCGCGUUGGUCAAGAUCUACGGCAUGGAUCGGGAAGAAAGGUCGCUCGUUUUUUUGGUCAAUAUCCUCGCGUCAAGGCGAGGCUCGUUUCGUUGUAUUGGAUCGUUUUCGCUCGGCCCCGACGGCUCAACAGCCAGCACUCGAGACUCAGCCAAGGGAGGACAUCAGGCGCUGUCGGGGUGACGAGUAG
This is a messenger RNA of Microbotryum saponariae, 3804 nucleotides long. NCBI's taxonomy places the organism in Eukaryota, Fungi, Basidiomycota, Microbotryomycetes, Microbotryales, Microbotryaceae. The record is from the annotation of a GenBank genome assembly.